AUGUUUAGUGGUAACGUGAAGACAAGUUUAGGAAAGAACUCCAGGGAUCAUUUAGCAGAGCAACUUAUUCCAGUAAAGUCAUUGGGACGUUCGUUUACGGUGGUGCCGACCCCGGAUCAAAACGUAACAACAGACCUUCUGUUCCGGGUUGUGGCCACUAUGGAAGGAACGGUCUUCAAAAUCAACGAGGAAACAGAACAUAAACUA
Molecule: messenger RNA, 207 nt
Organism: Lottia gigantea (owl limpet)
Lineage: Eukaryota; Metazoa; Mollusca; Gastropoda; Lottiidae
Exons: 1
Source: RefSeq, a predicted model, not a curated record